GAAAAAAGCAAGCUACAAGAAGGAAGAGCAAUGGCGACAUUGGAUCGCCAAAUACCAAGUCCGGAUACGUUUCUGUGUAAACCUUGGUCUACCUUCGUUAAAGCAACCAAAUUACAGUAUUUUGACAAUUCUCCCUUCGAAGACAGUGUGAAAUACCUGAUCGACAACAAAGAUGCAAUAAAACUCAGCAGAGAAGAGAUGCACGUGUACGGCCAGCGUCCCACCCAGGAGGAUUUCUGCCUCGUCGUCUGCCAUGUCUGCAACCAAGUGGUCAAACCCCAGGGAAUCCUGACCCAUUACGGUAGGAGGCCCGGAACCCACACGGCCGCGCCCGGAGUUCCGCUCUGCCAAACGGCCUCACGCCCAAACACUGCCAGACACGGGCGAGGGAGAAAGGGGGGAGGGAAACAAAAAAACACUGCUUGAAGAUCCUUUCAAAACAAUGCUCGUGCUUCACUUCAGCUGAUUGUUCUCUGAGUCUAGACACCUUUUGGAACUUUUUCAUAUUUUAAAUUUUUUAGAAAAAGUCAGAUGGAAGGAAUGAAGUGUAUGAAGGGGCACUCAACCCCAAAAUAUCUUAGUCCAUGUAGGUUACUUUGAAUUUUCUUUUUGUACAAGCUAUAGAAUGUCCAGGGUAUUUCUGAAAAAAACAUUUGCUUGAUAGUUCUUUCAAAGGUAUUUGAAAGGUUUUUCAAAUAGUAAUGAAUCCCAGGUGAGCAUGCGAAUUUCCUCUAUGUAGUAAAGCUUGGCUGAAAUGGUUUCCACCGCAGUAUCUUGACACAACCGACAGUGGAUGGACACGACCAUGUAAAAUACAUUGAGUUUGGCCAUUGUAGUUUAUUUGGGAAUGACUGGGAAAAACAGUUACAGUUACUAAACCAAGUGUCUGUGUUUAUAUUUGCAACGAGCCCAACACUAGACCUUUACCUUCUCCCUUUCUCCAACCCUCUCUCUCUCUCUCUCUCUCUCUCUCUCUCUCUCUCUCUCUCUCU
Messenger RNA from Hypomesus transpacificus, 992 nucleotides. Its product is annotated as ataxin-7-like protein 1. The record is from RefSeq and is a predicted model, not a curated record. NCBI's taxonomy places the organism in Eukaryota, Metazoa, Chordata, Actinopteri, Osmeriformes, Osmeridae. The transcript has 3 exons. Bases 31 to 426 code for a protein of 131 amino acids.